UGGUGCACAGGAACAAGCAGAAUCAAUUUCGAUGGAAUUCGUGGAGGCUCUGGAUUCCGUGCGCUCGCCUUCCUCUAUCGAAAUCUUAAAAUGGAUUCGGUCGGUCAUUUGGUCGGUCCAGAAAUCGACAAAAUUGCUGCUGUCCCAUUUUAUUCGAUCUCGACCAAUUAAAAUUUAGAGCUCAUGCUGAGGUUGCCACUCCACUCCCAUCAUUCACUCCACUUAACACAAAAAACGCACCAACAGUCGUCUCUGGCGCUAGCUUAACUUGCACGGCACGGCGGCGGGCAUGGCGAAGAUAAGGCAGAGGGGCAAAAGGCCCUCCCUCCGUCUUCGCCCCGUUCAUCCUCCUCCUCCUCCUCCUCCUCCGUACUACUUCUAUUUAGCUCUCCUCCCUUUGGCCCUUUUGGCUUCUCUGCAGUGGUGUCCUUCCCCUCCCUCCUUCCCCUCCCGCCGAACCCGCCGUGAGUCCCCUCCGCAUGUCUCCUGUCCACUGCUCGCGUCGCCUCCUCCUCCUCCGCGGGAAGCUCCGGUCCUCGGCGCGCUGCCAUGCCAACCCCCGCUGCUCCGCCUCCGGAGGCGAUGGAGGAAGAAUGCCUCCACAAGACGAAGCUCAUCAAAUUCUUCCGUGAGCGGGCGCGAAUCAUCCUUCAGGACAAGAAUGGCCCUUGUUCUCUCCUCGCCGAUCUGUAAUUGUCUUAUAUUACGAGGCAUGGGGGUGCUGGAUCAAAAUAGAGAUGAGUUUUCUCUAAAAGAAUUGCUGAAUUCGGUGGGCAAUGCACUGAUUGAUUCCAAUAGCAAUAUUGAGAAUGAGGAUGCUGGCUAUGAAGAAUAUCAUGGACAGGAAACUGAGGACCCAUUUGAACUGCUACUGGUCUUGCGACUGGCCUUUAUGUAAAUAUAAAGUUCCACAGGUUGAAUUGACUUUGUGACAAGUAUUCAAGUAGUAGC
This is a messenger RNA of Eucalyptus grandis, 951 nucleotides long. Its product is annotated as BEN domain-containing protein 4-like. Lineage: Eukaryota; Viridiplantae; Streptophyta; Magnoliopsida; Myrtales; Myrtaceae. The record is from RefSeq and is a predicted model, not a curated record. The coding region runs from base 290 to 898 and encodes 202 amino acids. The transcript is spliced from 3 exons.